Prunus armeniaca (apricot) is the source of this 894-nucleotide messenger RNA. The record is from the annotation of a GenBank genome assembly. Lineage: Eukaryota; Viridiplantae; Streptophyta; Magnoliopsida; Rosales; Rosaceae.
AUGGAAAGGGACUGUCUUAGGCACACCCAUACUAAAGACACCCACAAUCCCAACACUCGAGACAGAACCGGAGGGGACGCCUCAGCCUCUCUGCUGUUGAGAGCGAGCUCCGAUGCCAUACGACACGCAACGACGUCGUCCGAUUUCGUUUUGCAGUGGGGGAACCGCAAGCGCCUCAGGUGUAUGAAGAUCCAGGUCAAGGACAAGGGCAAAGACGACUCCGACGCCCCGGUUACCCGAACCACAGUCCGGGUCGACCGCCGGGUCGUCCGACCCGAUAAGGACCCAGCCAAUCAGCCCUCCACCGCCGGUAACUCUAAUCAGACGAAUGGGUAUUUGAAUCUCCGUCAACGGCCGUUAUCUCCGCAGCAGCCGCCACUUCAGCGUGUUCUCAGAAACUCAGAGACCACAACAAGUGCCAUGAGAGGCCAGAGCAACGGAGGCUUGAGGGGAAUUGUUUCACCCGACAACAGAGCGGGUGCGCACGAUAAGAAAGGCAACCACCACCACCACCACCACAAUAAUGAGAAUAACAACACCAAGUCUGCAGCCUCUUCGGACACGGCGCACGAUAGCAAGAAGGGGGGAGGUGGGUCUUCAUCGGGAAGCGGCGACGCAGCGUUGGUGCCACCGAUGGUCUGGCCGCCGAAGUUCGUGAUUGCUUUGACCAACAAAGAGAAAGAAGAGGACUUCAUGGCAAUCAAAGGGUCAAAAUUGCCUCAGAGACCCAAGAAGAGAGCGAAGUUCAUUCAACGCACCCUCAAUCUGGUAAGCCCAGGAGCAUGGCUCUGUGAUCUGACCCUGGAACGGUACGAGGUCAGAGAGAAGAAGAUUUCCAAGAAGAGACCAAGAGGGCUAAAGGCGAUGGGCAACGUGGAGUCUGACUCUGAAUAG